UCAAACACCUCCGAUAUGAAGGUGUUCGUAGUCACGCUCGUGCUGGCACUCGUCGCCACCGCAUAUGGUGGUUACAUAAGCAGCGGCGGUGGAUUCGGCGGCGGCGGUGGUUAUGGGGGCGGCGGUGGUUAUGGAGGCGGAAGCAGCGGAUGGAAGUUCGGCGGUGGCGGCGGUUAUGGGGGCGGCGGCGGUGGCGGUUAUGGAGGCGGUGGCGGUGGUGGAAAGAUCAUCAAGGUGAUCACAGUCAGCAGCGGCGGUGGUGGUUAUGGAGGUGGUGGCGGUGGAUGGAACCUCGGCGGUGGUGGCGGUGGAUGGAAACUGGGCGGAGGCGGCGGUGGAUAUGGCGGUGGUGGUAGCAGCGGAUGGAAGUUGGGCGGCGGAAGUGGUGGAUUCGGAGGCGGUGGAUGGAAAUCGGGUGGAGGUGGCGGAUAUGGAGGUGGCAGCAGUGGAGGCUGGUGGUAAUACUGACGACGUCUACGAGCAAUUGGAGAGAAAUUUGUUUGCCAAUCAUCCGCGCAUAUCUCGGCUGUAAGCAUCGUCGUUAAAUCAAUUCGCGCCGACCCUCUUCGCUCUUCGAUCUUCGUCAGAUCGCCAUCGGAAGACGAAAAAAAGCUACAACCGGGACAUCACCGAAAAGUUCCGCAUUUCAUCGAUUCGUAAGAGGAAGCGUCACAACAUACACACGUACGAAAUACUCCUCGCGAUAUCCUUCACCAUCUCCAGUACAAGGAUAUUUGUUGGAAACAGUGAACGAUAUCGUCGUCCCGCAACCGGCUAUUCGAACUUGACGCCGUGUCGUCUAGGCGAAACGACUUCCUUCUUGAAGGCAGAGUCUCCUCCCGUCCUUCUUUCCCAAUCCGGAAAAUCGGCGGACGUUCCGUUUACGACUGAAUCGUGCGCCCUGAUAUUUCAAUUCCACUUUCUCGCAUGAUUUUCCACCCUUCUCAUCUCCCAUUUACUUCCACCACGCUCUCUUCCGAGGAUCGAGAGCGUUAGGGCGAGGCGUCCCUCCGACAUUUAGCUGAUUAUAAAUGCAUAGAGCAAUCCCGUGGAAUCUCGACAAUUACUACGGGUAUUUCGAGCACGAGCGAAUAAAAGCGACGAAAUACUGCAAAAACACAUUCAAUGAAAAAAAAAAACGCAGCAAUCACUCAUGCACUUUCUUUUUAACUGUCUGAAAAUCGAUACACCCCGUUCAAUUGAAGAAAUGCAAAUUUAAUAAUAAAUGAAAAUCACACUGAUAGAAUAA
This is a messenger RNA of Cataglyphis hispanica, 1249 nucleotides long. RefSeq lists its product as uncharacterized. Bases 16 to 462 code for a protein of 148 amino acids. NCBI's taxonomy places the organism in Eukaryota, Metazoa, Arthropoda, Insecta, Hymenoptera, Formicidae. The transcript has 4 exons. The record is from RefSeq and is a predicted model, not a curated record.